Messenger RNA from Fonsecaea multimorphosa CBS 102226, 1275 nucleotides. RefSeq names its product ribonucleoside-diphosphate reductase small chain. The record is from RefSeq and is a predicted model, not a curated record. Gene Ontology annotation, molecular function: oxidoreductase activity. Lineage: Eukaryota; Fungi; Ascomycota; Eurotiomycetes; Chaetothyriales; Herpotrichiellaceae. Gene Ontology annotation, biological process: deoxyribonucleotide biosynthetic process. The transcript is spliced from 5 exons. The coding region runs from base 1 to 1275 and encodes 424 amino acids.
AUGACGACCCAAGUUACGCCGUCAAAGCAGGCGGCUGCAAGCCUCGAGAGUCUCAAGGUCAAGGACAGUCCUGUCAAGAAGCUCAACUUCAAUGUUGAGGACAAGGAAAACAUGCCUGUUCCCUUCGAGUCCACCGUGCCUACCGAGUCCACGGUCAAACCCGAGUUAGAGGUCGAGAAAAAGUCUGCUCCAGAGGCACAAGAGAAAAAUGAGCAAGCCCAGGUCCCCAAGACCCUCAAAGAGCUCGAAGCUGAGGAGCCACUGCUACAAGAGAACGCUCAUCGCUUCGUUCUCUUUCCUCUGAAGUAUCAUGAGAUAUGGAAUAUGUAUAAGCGUGCAGAGGCCAGCUUCUGGACAGCGGAAGAAGUUGAUCUCUCCAAAGACCUUCACGAUUGGCACAAUCGCCUAAACAACGACGAACGCUACUUCAUCUCUCACGUCCUUGCUUUCUUUGCUGCCUCCGACGGCAUUGUCAACGAGAACCUACUUGAGCGCUUCAGUGCCGAAGUGCAAGUACCGGAAGCCCGUUGCUUUUACGGGUUUCAAGUUAUGAUGGAGAACAUCCACUCGGAGAUGUACAGCCUUCUCAUUGACACCUAUGUCAAAGAUCCCAAGGAGAAGACAUACUUGUUUGACGCCAUCGACACGAUCCCUUGCAUUCGUAAGAAAGCCGACUGGGCUUUGCGAUGGAUCUCAGACAAAGAGUCGAGCUUUGCCCAACGACUCGUGGCUUUCGCAGCGGUCGAGGGCAUCUUCUUCUCUGGGUCCUUCGCAUCAAUCUUCUGGCUGAAGAGCAAGGGUCUCAUGCCCGGCCUCACCUUCUCCAACGAGCUCAUCUCUCGUGACGAGGGUAUGCACACCGACUUCGCAUGCCUGCUGAUGCAACAUCUGCAGCACAAGCCCGACCCACAACUCAUCGAAAAUAUUAUAGUCGAGGCCGUCGGUAUUGAGAAGGAGUUCCUUACCGAUGCCCUCCCCGUCGCGCUGCUGGGCAUGAAUUCGAAGCUCAUGUGUCAGUACAUUGAGUUUGUCGCUGACCGGCUGCUCCUUGCUCUGGGCAACAAGCGAUACUACAAUGCGCAGAAUCCGUUCCCAUUCAUGGAGAACAUCUCACUCGCCGGCAAGACCAACUUCUUCGAGAAGCGCGUCGGUGACUAUCAAAAGAGUGGUGUGAUGACUUCAGCCAACAAGAAGUCCGAAGAGAAGUCCACGUCGCCCAAGGAGGAGAAGACGCAGGGCGAGAGCAACGGCAUCAGCUUUGACGAAGACUUUUAG